AGUUCGUGCUCGCGAUCGUCUUAGCCUGUGGUUGAUUCGCAUGGCCAUGCUGCCGAACUGACAACCUUUGACGUGUGGAUACACCGUCGGUUGCCUCAUGCACCAGCACCGAAGCAUUUGUCACCCCAAAUGAGGUGGUUUCGGCCUCGUUCCACACAGCAUAUAGGCGAUCAGCAGCGACAUCCAUCCUAAUGUGAAUUACAAGCGAAUGUGUGACAGGGAUAUGCAGGCUGCCGACAGCCAGGAAUAAUCAGGACUGUCUGGAGGCAUGGAGGGUCACUCGGGUCCUGAUCCUGCUGCUCAGGGACUCUGGCCAUCGCUUUUCCAUCUCUGCGAAGACAAGCCUCCGACUCGGUCACUGGACCAGUCAUUUGGACACAUCAUCAACACGACUCGAGAGGGCACAGGCAUGCACUCGGCUGGACCUGAGUGGGACGAGCGCCGCCUCGAUGUGAAGUGUAACAUCAAGUCCCUUUAUUGCACUGAUGCUCAGCGAGACGAGAUCAAUGCAAUAUACACGAAUUCCAAAGACUUUGCAAGGGUCUAUACAACCACACCAUCGAACCAGGAGCUCGCACAACAGCUAUUGCUCCUCAACAAGCUCGACGAAGAAUCACUGGCCAUGCUCGAGUCUCGAUGGAGUCGGACUCACCAGCGAACGUGGAGGCGCCGAGAGGGAGAGGUUGAGCGCGUCGUAUAUCAAUGGUAUUUCAGCUCUGAAUACAAGUAGGGUACAAAUUUAUAUAUUCUUC
Fomitopsis serialis is the source of this 752-nucleotide messenger RNA. RefSeq lists its product as uncharacterized. The transcript is spliced from 5 exons. The record is from RefSeq and is a predicted model, not a curated record. The coding region runs from base 269 to 730 and encodes 153 amino acids. NCBI's taxonomy places the organism in Eukaryota, Fungi, Basidiomycota, Agaricomycetes, Polyporales, Fomitopsidaceae.